Talaromyces amestolkiae is the source of this 1071-nucleotide messenger RNA. RefSeq lists its product as uncharacterized. The coding region runs from base 1 to 1071 and encodes 356 amino acids. Gene Ontology annotation, cellular component: mitochondrion. The transcript is spliced from 2 exons. The record is from RefSeq and is a predicted model, not a curated record. NCBI's taxonomy places the organism in Eukaryota, Fungi, Ascomycota, Eurotiomycetes, Eurotiales, Trichocomaceae. Gene Ontology annotation, biological process: mitochondrial respiratory chain complex I assembly; mitochondrial electron transport, NADH to ubiquinone.
AUGAUCCCCACCGCACGUUGUCUGGCUGCAAAGCCACCCAGCUUCUUUAAGAAAAGCACCGAAGAACUCAGUCGAUUGACGCGCAUUGCAUGGAACGCUGAAGCUCUCUCCACACCCACCAAACCCUACAACCUUCUCGACUUCGAAAAUGAAACGUCGGUCGCAUCCUGCAAAACCAUGGCCGACCGCGCCGUUGGCGGUUUCAGCAAAGCCGACCUAGAUUUCAUCCCCGCAACUGCACAUGAGCCCGCACACGCACGGUUCCACGGCAGUAUAUCGACCAAAUUACCCAACAACUGGCGCGUAGAGCGUACUGGAUAUGCCGCCUUCCGAAACAGAGACAAAGGAUACUGGCUCUUUGGACGCUUAUUCUGGGACGUCGAUCCAUACACAUACCUGGCUUUACGCGUGAAAAGUGAUGGGAGGAGGUAUACAGUCAAUAUCCAGUCGGACACGAUUGUGGAGACGGAUAUUCACCAACACAGACUAUAUACGAGACAUCACCGUGUAUAUGGAAAUCCGUCAGACGCGUUUUCGAGUCCAUUGGCUGCGGCUGCGGAGGCACCAGAGGUUGGUGAUGUGAAUGAUACAUUACAUCCUGGUGGUAUUCCGCCGUCAUUGUCGGAUAUUCCACCCGCAGAGACGAUUAUAAGUGCCACGACCUCCGGUGGGACAGGAUGGGAGACCGUGCUGUUGCCGUUUGCAUCUUUUGUUCGCACGAACCACGGCUUGAUCGUGGAGCCUCAACAUUCGUUAAUUAAGAACAGGAUAAAGUCCAUUGGAAUUGGUCUUACGGAUCGUAUCGAAGGACCUUAUGAUCUUCGAAUCCAUCGUAUUUGGGCUACCAAUGGGCUGAGCGAGGAAGAGCUUGAGGAGGAGAGACGGAUAUGUGGUGAAAACGCCUUGCCAGUUGACGAAGGUGUUAGGACUUUGUGGGGGUCCAAAAAGGAGGCUUUUCCUUCGGCAGAGUCGGAGUUGGAGGCUCAGGAGCAGGAGAAGCAUAGAGAGCAGGAGGCGAAGAAGGUUCCUGGAGCAAAAGGACUAAAGGGUCUGAAGGAGGAAUGGAGUUGA